Molecule: messenger RNA, 1201 nt
Organism: Cuscuta campestris
Lineage: Eukaryota; Viridiplantae; Streptophyta; Magnoliopsida; Solanales; Convolvulaceae
Source: the annotation of a GenBank genome assembly
CUUUAAUCUCAUAUCGAGUAAUUCGAUUUUUUUGGGCGGUCAAAUAUUCAUUUCUUAUGAGCGGGCCUGAAUAAAAUACAAUGGGCUUUGGAUCGGGCCAAACUUGAUCAAACAAAUCUUCAAUAAUUCUCGUCCAAACCUCCGGCCCAUAUCCAUAUUUAGUCCGGAUGAUGAGUCACAUUCUCCCCUCCACGUGGCAACCUCUCAGGCCCAUCAUCUCUUCUCUUUUACUCAACCGUACAAAGGAUAGCAAACGACCUCUCCGACCCUCUCUCCUCUUCGCCGAAAAUGGCGCGACCGACCACAUCUCAGCCUACCUCCUCCUCCAACUCCCGCCCCGGCACGGCGGCGCCGAGAGGAUCGGCAGCCGCCACGGCCGGAAUGCGCCGCCGGAGGAUCGGAGGAGCAUCCGCUGUCAGCUCCGGCGCCGGAUCUCCCGGGAACUCGAGCAACAUGCUCAGAUUCUACACAGAUGACGCUCCCGGACUCAAGAUCAGCCCCACCGUGGUCCUCAUCAUGAGCAUCUGUUUCAUCGGCUUCGUCGCCGUCCUCCACGUCUUUGGCAAGUUCUACCGCUACGGAUCUGGCGGCGGCGCUUGAUUCCCACGCGCACUGGCGACUCUCGGAUCAAUAAGGCCUCAGGUGUCACGGAUACUGGUAAUUCGACCUGCUUGGGAAGGAAUAACGUCUGUAAAUUCUUGUUACGAUUCUCUCUCGUUUCUCUGAAUCUGAGUUUCAUUAGGGUUGAGUAUGACACAAAUUUCAAAAAGAAUAAAAUUGUGGAGUUGAAAAUGAUGCAGAUGAGAGAAAAAUCUGAGCCACACAAGAUUUGCGAAAUUUGAAAAUAUGAGUCUUUUUUGAGACAUUUCUUAACUGGAAAUGAAGAAUACUUUUUGGGACAAAGGAAAUAUAAAAAGGUCGCGCCUCAGUCCGACAUAUCAAUUUGUGAGGUUGGUCGCAUAGUCGCGCCUCAGUCCGGCAACACAGCCUCCAAGUUUGGGAUGCUUGUUAGUCGUCCCCGUGUCACCGCGUGGGAGUCAUUCGUCAUCAAAAUUUAUUGUUCGUUUGCAGGGCCGGUCACCUUCGUUCGUUGUUGUCACAGCAGAUCAAGUUCAAGUUGUUUAUCAAGUUUUUUUUAGUUCUAGUUUUUUUUUAAUUGUCCAAGUUGUGCAUUCGUUAACCUCAUGCUCAACUUGAGGGG